UUUCAUUCACUCUUGGCGUGUCUGCUGUCGCGACUCGUGCAUGUAACAUCGGUGUAUUGUUUAGCUCAAUUCAUUUACAUUAAUAAAACAACCAUCUAAAAAUGGAUGAUUUUUCAAAAGAUGAGCGUUUUGCUCAUAUUCCAAAAGAUCCUAAAUUUCGUCGAAUUCCUAAAAGUGAAAGAAAAGUGAAAAUUGAUAAGAGGUUCCGGCCAAUGUUAUAUGACCAAAAAUUCGUUACAACAACCUCUAUUGAUAAAAGAGGUAGACCACUACAUCAAUCAUCGACGGACAAUUUGAAAAAAUUUUACCAUUUAUCCAGCGAUGAAGAGUUCUCCGGUCAAGAAGAUACUGCUACAACAGAAGUUGCUGAUACCAAAAAGUUGGUAAAAAAACAAAAGAAAGCAGACAAAACAAAACAGAAAAACAAGAAGCAAGCAACAGUCAAUGUUGAUGAAAGAUUCAAUGUGUCAAACCUUUCUAGUGAUAAAAGUGAUCUUAAAUCUAAAGAAAGUGAAACAGAAAGUAGCGGUGAAUCAGACAAUGAAUCUGAUGAAAACAAAAAAGAACAGCAGAAGAAUGAAAAACAAUUGUUUACCAAAAAAAAAGAUGAUAAAAAAUUGGAUGCUCAAACUAAGAAAAAACUGAGAGAUCUGACUAUUGAUUAUGCUAGAGGAGAAGGAGUUCUUAUGUCAAGCAGUUCAUCGGAUGAUGAAUCUGACGAGGAAGACAAUAUUAGUAGCGAUGAUGGUAUUGAGCAUGCAUGGGGCGAGUUGGACAAAGAUGCUGAAACCACUGAAGAAAGUACUGCUCGUUUAGCUGCCUGUAACUUGGAUUGGGAUAGAAUAAGAGCCUCAGACCUAAUGGUACUUUUCAAUUCAUUUCUACCCACUGGUGCUUUUAUUCAUAGUGUAACAAUUUAUCCAUCUGAAUUUGGACUGAAGCGCAUGCAAGAAGAAGAAGUAAAAGGACCCAUAGAGCUUGUUGAAUCCAAUCAUGACAAAGAUAAUGGUGUAAGUAAUGAAAAUGAAGAAGGAUCCCACUACCAUAUGGAAAAGUUAAGACAAUAUCAAUUGAAUAGGCUGAAGUACUAUUAUGCUGUGAUUGUUUUUGAUUCAGUUGAAACUGCCAGCAAAGUUUACAGCGAGUGCGAUGGAAUUGAGUAUGAGUCCUCAGCUACUAAACUAGAUUUAAGGUUUAUUCCCAAUGAUAUGACAUUUGAUCAAGAACCUAAAGAAGUGUGCACUGUGUUACCAGAUCUAACUCAAUAUCAACCUAGACUGUUUACCAAUACUGCAUUGCAGCAAGUCAAAGUGGACUGCACUUGGGAUGAAACAAAUCCAGAACGAAAAGAAAUAAGUGCUAAACUUAAUUCUGGAAAAGUAGAUGACAUUGAUAGAAAUGAUAUAAAGGCUUACCUUGCAAGUGGAACAAGCGAUGAUGAAUCAGAAGAUGAAGUUCAAAAACAGUUGAAAAAAGUAGAUACUGAUCAAGGAAAUAAAAACACUAUAGAAAAAUACAAAUCUCUAUUGCAAUCUAUUGAAGAAGCACAGGAAGAAAAAAAGAAAAAAGAUGUUCAACUGGAAUUCACAUGGGGAGUAGGAACUAAAGAAAAAGCUGAAAAACUUGUUGAGAAAAAAAUGAAAGAAAAAGUAGAAUUAACACCAUUUGAGAAAUAUUUAGAAAAACGCAGAGAAAAGAGAAAAGCCAAACGAAAUAAGAAGAACAGUAACAAUGAGGACAAUGAUUUAUCUGAUAGUGAUGAUUCGAUUCCAUCUGAUAUAGAUAUGAAUGAUCCAUAUUUUGCAGAAGAAUUCAAAAAUAGAAAACCUCCAACUAAAAAAAAGAAGUUGUCUAAGGAUCAAGAUAUUGACUCUGCUGAAGAAGAAGAAAAGAAAAAGCAACAGGCAGAAUUGGAAUUAAUUAUGAUGGAUGAUGAAACAGAUGAUAAGCACCAUUUCAAUAUGAAAAGAAUUGAAGAAGCAGAAGCUGCAUCAAAAUCUAAAAAGAAGCGACUUAGCAAAAAGAAGAAAGAUUUACAAGCUGAGGCAGUCCAAGACAGUUUUACUGUUGAUGUUCAUGACCCUCGUUUUGCUGAUGUAUACUCAUCACAUAUGUAUAAUAUUGAUCCUACUGAUCCUCACUAUAGAAAAACAAAGGGUACUGAAGCAAUUAUCCAAGAAAAACUCAAGAAAAAAGCAUAUGAAUCUACAAAUUACACUAAUGGAGACAACAAAGGUGUAAAAGAAAAGGCUCAAAUAAGUGAAACAAAUCGCGAAGUCAAUAGUAUGAUUGAAAAAAUAAAGAGAAAUUCUCAACUUGCGAAUAAGCGCAAGUAAAAAGUUGAUUGUAUUAUUAUUGUAUAUAGUAGAAUUAUAAAAUACUCUGUAAUGUUUUAAACAAAAUAUUUUUUUUAUAAAUAAAAUUUAAUACAAUUUCAAACUAGCUAACUUUUAUCCCUGAAAAAAAAUCAUAUGUACUUAUAUUUAAUACUAAAAAAAUAAUCGGCAAAUUCAAAGUCAGCUUAAUCAA
Messenger RNA from Trichogramma pretiosum, 2529 nucleotides. RefSeq names its product ESF1 homolog. The transcript has 2 exons. Gene Ontology annotation, biological process: rRNA processing. The record is from RefSeq and is a predicted model, not a curated record. The coding region runs from base 102 to 2336 and encodes 744 amino acids. Gene Ontology annotation, molecular function: RNA binding. Gene Ontology annotation, cellular component: nucleus. Lineage: Eukaryota; Metazoa; Arthropoda; Insecta; Hymenoptera; Trichogrammatidae.